Molecule: messenger RNA, 4224 nt
Organism: Syngnathus typhle (broad-nosed pipefish)
Lineage: Eukaryota; Metazoa; Chordata; Actinopteri; Syngnathiformes; Syngnathidae
Product: VPS10 domain-containing receptor SorCS1
Exons: 27
Coding region: 147-3800 (1217 amino acids)
Biological process (GO): post-Golgi vesicle-mediated transport
Cellular component (GO): Golgi apparatus; membrane
Molecular function (GO): protein binding
Source: RefSeq, a predicted model, not a curated record
CUUUUUAGUACGCUGCAAUUGGGCGACCCUACAACUUAAGCAGCGCGUGGCAUCUUCAAAACGCAAAAGCAAUUGGCGCAUCGAAAAGGCAGCAUACGGACGCAAUCUACACCAGCAGCUGCAGCAGCAUUUUUCUGCCGUCGACAAUGGGAAGGGAGAUGCUAUUUUUCCCGAAGUGGCACAGCGCGCUUUGGUUUGAAAUUGUGCUGAUGUUCUUGAUAUUGCAAGGCGCCAGACCCGAGAUAACUUGCAGGUCAUGUCAGGUUGGAAAUACGGUGCUUGCCCGGCAAAUGUUACUGACAUUUUUCACAAACGAAAGUGUGACACAAUUUAAAGAAGUUGACGGUCACAGCGAUGAGGCUGGGAGAUCCCGAGCAGCAAGUGUCGGAACUCCAAGGCUCCGUCGCACAUCUUUUUCCGCUGAACGCGCUCCUGAUCGGGCAGAGGCGUUGAGACUGACACGGAGUACAGAAACUCUGCGCUCAAAUGAAGUCGGUGACAGCCGCUUUUCAGCACAAUACAACGCCACUGGCGGUGCAAAAAGAACGCGCGGCAGCAGAAGCAGCGAUGACCGCAGUCUUGGACGCCCGAAUUCUGGAAGGAGAGUGACGCGCUCAGAACUGCGCUGGAGAAGCGAAGAGAGGCGAGUCGGGGGCUCCAGGCAGGACGAGCUCAAACUUAACAGCUCCACGUUUGCCUUGACCGGGGAUUCAUCUCACAACCAAGCUAUGGUGCACUGGUCUGGCCAGAACAGCAGCGUGAUUUUGAUGCUGACCAAAUUAUUUGACUUCAACCUCAACAGUGUUACUGAGAGCUCUCUAUGGAGGUCAACUGACUAUGGAGCAACAUACCAGAAACUGAAUGACAAAGUUGGAGCAAAGACAAUACUCAGUUAUUUGUACGUGAGCCCAAACAACAAAAGAAAGAUUAUGCUCUUAACGGACACCGAAGUGGAGAACAGUAUUCUGAUCAGUUCUGAUGAAGGUGCAACAUACCAAAAGUAUCGACUGAACUUCUACAUCCUCAGCUUACUUUUCCAUCCCGAGCAAGAGGACUGGAUUCUGGCUUACAGUCAUGAACAAAAGCUCUAUAGCUCAGUGGAGUUUGGGAGGAGGUGGCAACUGGUUCACGAGAAAGUGACUCCAAAUCGAUUUUACUGGUCAAAAAUGGGUUUGGACAAGGAGCCAGGUUUGAUUCACCUGGAAACCACCAUCGGUGAAGGACAGGCACUGUAUGUCACCUGCAAGCUGCAGAACUGCACAGAUGCCAACAAGGGAAAACCAUUCCCUGGCUACAUUGACGCCAAUUCUCUGGUGGUUCAAGAUGAGUAUGUGUUUGUCCAGGUGUCGACUACAGGGAAGCCAAUCUACUAUGUUUCUGCAAAGAGAGAUGUCUUUACACCAAUGAAACUGCCGAAGUACACUUUGCCCAAGGACUUGCAUGUCAUCAGUACGGAUGAAAAUCGUGUUGUGGCAGCAGUACAGGAGUGGAACCAGAAUGAAACCUAUAAUUUGUAUGUGUCUGACACAUCAGGUGUCUAUUAUACUCUGGCUUUGGAGGAUGUUGUCAGUAGCAUGGGCCUUGAAGGAAACGUCAUGGUUGAUCUAUAUGAGGUGGCAGGAAUAAAAGGCAUGUUCUUGGCCAACAAAAAGACAGAUAAGCAAGUGAAAACACAUAUUACCUACAACAGAGGCAGAGACUGGAGGUUAUUACAGGCACCAAAUAAAGAUCUGCGAGGCAAUAGCAUACACUGUAUGCCACCCUAUUGUUCAUUGCAUCUUCAUCUUCAUGUCUCUGCAAAUCCCUACACAUCAGGAAGCAUAGCAAGUAGGGAGUCAGCACCUGGGAUCAUUGUGGCAUCAGGUUCCUCUGGUUCUGAGCUGACCACCAGCAAUGUCAGUGUGUACAUAACCUCGGAUGCAGGAAACACAUGGAGACAGAUCUUCAAUGGGGAGUAUGCAGUCUUGUACCUUGACCAAGGAGGAGCCUUAGUUGCAAUAAGGCAUACUCCACUUCCCAUCAGGCACUUGUGGUUAAGCUUUGAUGAAGGACGGCAGUGGAACAAGUACAGCUUCACCAGUACUCCUCUGUUCGUCGAUGGUGUGCUGGGAGAGCCAGGGGAAGAGACUCUAAUCAUGACGAUAUUUGGCCACGUCAGUCAUCGCUCGGAGUGGCAGUUGGUUAAAAUAGACUUCAGGUCUAUUUUCAACAGGAGAUGCUCAGAGGCAGAUUAUCAAACGUGGCACCUUCACGAUCAGGGAGAGCCCUGCCUGAUGGGAGUGAAAAGAAUCUAUAGAAAGUUGAAGCCCACAUCCAGGUGUGUUAUGGGAAAACUGUACUCGGUCUCAAUGUCAUCAGGUCCUUGUGACUGCACAGAGGCUGACUUUGAAUGUGAUUAUGGCUAUGACCGACGAACUGAUGGCAAGUGUACUCCUGCCUUUUGGUUCUAUCCAUCAGCGAUGUCCCGGAGUUGCCCCACAGGGAUGACCUUCCUGAACAGCACUGGUUACAGGAAGGUGGUCUCAAACAAUUGUACAGAUGGGGUCAUUGUGGAGUACACAGCCAAAAGGCAGUAUUGUCCCAUGCAAGCCCCCAAAGGACUUCACCUGGUCACCAGUGAGGGUACACUGUCAGCUGUACUGGGCACCAAUGUCACCUUUCUCGUCUUUCUGGAGCAGGGUGAUGCUACACGAACAAGCGUCACAUUGGACUUUGGAGAUGGUCACGCUUUGACAUAUUCCAAUCUGAGCUCCAUUGAGGAUGGGAUCAAACACAUCUACAAAAAUGUGGGGAUCUACCGGGUGACUGCAGCAGGAAAAAAUAGACUCGGAACAGAGACUGCGGUUCUCUAUCUACACAUAAUCUGUCCGCUGGAAUCCAUCCAUCUCUCAGCUCCCUUUGUAGCUGUGAAGAACAAGGAAGUGAACCUCACAGCGAUUCUGUGGCCUAACCAAGUGGGAACAGUUACGUAUAUCUGGUGGAUUGGAAAUAGCACUGAGCAACCCAUAAUCACACUUGAGGCAAGUGUGACAUGCACAUUUUCCCAGGAAGGCAUCAGCACAGUCACCGUGCAGGUGUCUGCAGGGAAUACUAUUCUGCAGGAGCGAAAGGCCAUCUCCAUCCAUGAAUAUUUCCAAUCUCAUCUGCUGGCCUUUUCUUCAAACUUGGACGACCACAACCCUGAUGUUCCAGAGUGGAGGCUGGAUGUGAGCCGAGUCAUCAAGAAUUCACUUAUCCAGGCCACAGGUGUGAAAGGGGAUUAUCUUCUGGUAACUGUCCUCCCAGGUUUGCCCACAACAGCAGAAUUUUUCCUCCUGCUUGACGGACAGCUGAUUGAAGAAGAACACAAGGAAAAAUCUGCUCAUUUAAAUCAUCUCUCCGAGAUGAUGCUAAGUGCCUUGAAUCAAAAUCUGGUUCAGUUCACCUUGCGGCCUGGAGUCCAGGUCACAGUCUACGCAGCACACCUAUCAGCAGCACCGCUUGUGGACAGCAGCGAGAACCACAGUACCCCUGCCAUGUUGAUGUUGCUAUCAGUUGUGGUUGUGGGUUUAGCUGUAUUUGUCAUCUAUAAAUUCAAGAGGAAGAUCCCAGGCCUCAACAUCUAUGCGCAGAUGCAGAACGAAAAGGAACAAGAAAUGAUAAGUCCAGCUAAUCCAACAAAAGCCACGCCAAGCUCCCAGCAGGACGUGAUUCAAUCUUUGGAGACUUUGGACACAGCGUUUAAAUCACGGCUCAUCGGAUGUAAGAAACCACAUGUUCAUGCGAAAUUCUCCACUGAAUUACCCUCGUACAUCGUCUAAUUUAUGGACUGGAACACCACUACUGCUGCAUCAUACAUUUGUUUUCAAUAAUGUUGGACAAUAAUGUGUUUUUUAGCUUUUUACCUGUGCAUGUUGGACUGUGCUGACAUAUAGUGUACUCUAUUACAAACCAGAGGAAACUUUUCUUUAAACAUAUAGCCAAUAAAUUUUAUUUUUAUUACAUCGUAAUUUUUACUAGCCAUACCAACAUUUCAAUGAUGGCAUGAUCAAGAAAGGUGACACAUGUCAUAAGAAGCAAUGUAUUAGUUUUGCCUACCUGAGGAGACUUAUAUGGUGUGUGUGGAGCAAAUAGCGCCAGUAAUUAUUUAUUCAUAUUAAUAUAUAUUUGUUCUUGAUGUUAAUUAUUUAAUUUGUAAAUCCCGAAUGUCAAACUGUUAAUAGUAUACAGUAUGUAUUUCAAUAA